This is a messenger RNA of Phragmites australis (common reed), 489 nucleotides long. Its product is annotated as probable protein S-acyltransferase 23. Bases 1 to 489 code for a protein of 162 amino acids. The record is from RefSeq and is a predicted model, not a curated record. The transcript has 4 exons. Gene Ontology annotation, biological process: protein palmitoylation. Gene Ontology annotation, cellular component: Golgi membrane. Gene Ontology annotation, molecular function: protein binding; palmitoyltransferase activity. NCBI's taxonomy places the organism in Eukaryota, Viridiplantae, Streptophyta, Magnoliopsida, Poales, Poaceae.
AUGGAAGAGAGCCCGCUCCCAUCAUUCUGCACAGCGUCCUCUCCCCACCCACCGCCGCCAGCCCUACCCCAGGCUUCUCCUCGCCCCUCCGACUUCUCCAAGCCCUGCCUAGCGUCCCUUCAUGGGCCCAUGGAGAAAAUUGAGAUCCAUCCAACCUCCCUCCCUGCUUCGCUGAUGAGUUUGGUCUAUGCAGCUCAGGGCAAUGUGAACACGACGGACCACGCGCACCAGACUGUGCUGCACUGGGCAGUGGUGCGUGGGGUGGCGACCGUGGCGGACGUGCUAUUGGAGAACGGCGUGAGGCUUGAGGCGACCAAUGUCAAUGGCUACCGGAUAGACCAUAUUGCAGCUCAGUAUGGCCAAACAUCAUUCUUGCAUCACAUUAUCUCAAAGUACGGUGCAGACUUUGAUGCUUUGGACAAUGACGGGAGGAGCCCAUUGCACUGUCCUGAAGAGUCGGUUGAUAACCUGACUGUUGUGACCUUAUAA